ACAAUAUAUUUUCAAUCAAUUAAUGUGUUUAUUAUGAUAUAAAUCACACAUUUAUUUGCUUUUAUUUAUGAUUUUUUAAAAUACUUUUAGUCUUUAUUUUCUGUAUUUGUUUUUAAUUAAGUUUUAUUUGUUUAAUGUAUUUUAAUUGUGAUUGUUUUGCAUCAGUCGGUAAUCAAUUGAAAUGUUAAAUGAAGUGUUGAUUGUGUGGAGACUCGAGUCUUAAGCCAACCGUAAAAACAAAAUCAUAAAAUUGUGUCAACAAAGACAACAACACAUCGUUUUUACCAUCAAUUGAUUGCAUAUCUGGAGAUCAUAUGAUGGAACUGGAAAACAAUGUCAAAGUUGCGAUCAGGAUUCGACCGCAACUUCCCAAAGAAGUGAUAGACAUGUGUAAGACAUGCACUCGUGUAACACCUAAUGAGCCUCAGGUAUGGCUCGGAGCAGACAAAGCAUUUACUUACGAUCACGUCUUUGACAUCAAUUCACAACAACAGAUAGUUUAUGAAGAAUGUGUCAAAAAACUGAUUAACGGUUGUUUUGAGGGUUAUAACGCCACUGUCUUGGCAUAUGGACAGACCGGUUCGGGUAAAACCUAUACAAUGGGUACCGGUUUUGAUAUCGGGUCGGCAACCUAUGAAAAGGGAAUCAUUCCUCGAGCUAUUGAGCAUUUGUUUCUCGGUAUCGCUGAUCUACAACAAGAGGCCAGAGAUCGACGAGAACCCAUACCAGAGUUCAAAGUUAACGCACAGUUUCUUGAACUCUAUAAUGAAGAUAUCAUAGAUCUCUUGGCAGAUGAGCGGUCAAAACAUUCACACAUAAAAAUCCAUGAAGACUCCAAUGGAGGCAUUUAUAUAAAUGGAGUCAACACUAAACCGGUGCAAACUAUUGAUGAAACCCUUCAAUGUCUUAAAAUGGGAGCACUUUCUCGGACAACGGCGUCAACGCAAAUGAAUGCUCAGUCAUCUCGUUCUCACGCAAUCUUCACUUUACAUAUCAAACAACAUAGAGUGACACCAAUUGAUCAGUUAUUAGGCGAUGAGAUUAAUGAACAAAUGAAUACUGAUUUGGGUCCUCAAGAGUUUGAAACAUUGACCGCCAAAUUUCAUUUUGUUGAUUUGGCCGGAUCUGAACGACUCAAAAGGACGGGUGCUACUGGAGAGAGAGCCCGAGAGGGCAUUUCCAUCAAUUCUGGUCUUUUAGCAUUGGGUAAUGUUAUCUCAGCACUGGGAGAUAAAGCAAAAAAAGCCACUCACGUUCCAUACAGAGACUCCAAAUUAACGAGACUUCUUCAAGACUCGUUGGGUGGAAAUAGUAUGACAUUAAUGAUUGCUUGUGUCAGCCCUAGUGAUAGAGAUUUUAUGGAAACUUUGAAUACAUUGCGUUAUGCAAAUAGAGCCAAAAAUAUUAAAAAUAAAGUGACAGCAAAUCAGGAUAAGUCGAGUCAAACUAUAACAGCUCUUCGCCGAGAAAUACAAGAGUUGCAGAUCGAGCUUCAGGAGUAUAAACAGGGAAAACGUCUCAUCGAUAACGACGGCACUGAAAAAAUCAAUGAUAUGUAUCACGAAAACAAUAUGUUAAUGAAUGAGUUGCAGAAUCUCAAAGUGAGAGUAAAAGCUCUUCAAGAAACUAAUGAACGGUUAAUCACACGAAAUGCAGAAGUAUUAGCCGAUAAAGAAGUGGAAAAAUGGAUUAAUAAUGUCGACGGAAAGGGAGAUAAGUCUAAUAUCUCAUCAUUAGUUAAUGAGUAUAUGAAAGAGAUUGAAGAUUUAAGAACAAAACUAAUUGAAAUGGAAGAGACCUGUUCUUUGUUAAGAAAACAAACUCAACGUAAUGGUCAGCGUAUGUCUAUGAGUCCGUUUCAUUGCGUUGGAGCAGUUGCUAUGACUGGCAAUUAUGACAUCGGUAUGAAUGAUGAAAAGACAGCCAAUGACGUGAUUAAUGAAGCCAAGAGAGAUGUGGAGAAAAUUAAGAAAUUAUCAAAAUUGCGAAAGAGAUCCAUAUUGAAGGAUAGUAUUCCUGAUACUAAUGGCAACGAUAUUGAAUUAAAUGGUUUAAAUGAUGAUAAUGAAGACGAAGAAUUGAGUGAUGAAGAAUUAGAUGAUAACGACAGCAGUGAAGAAUCGGAUGAUGAAAGCCAAAAGGCUCAACAAGAGAUCGAUGAAACAGAGAAAGCUUUAAUGGCUUUGACAUCAGAAAUAGAUCUCAAAGAGAAACUUAUUAUUGAAUUAGAAAAAAGUCAAAAAAAGAUGUCAUCAAUGCGUCAACACUAUGAAGACAAACUGCUUCAACUUCAAAACAGGAUCACUGAAACAGAGUCUGAAAGAGAUAAUGUUUUGGCAAAAUUGAAUACAUUGGGCAAUAAGGGCGACGAUAAAGCCAAGAAAGUUAGGGAAGAAUAUCAAAAGAAAUUGAAUAAUUUGCAAACAGAAAUGAAAAAACUACAGACAGCCAAACGCGAACAUUCACAAGCAUUACGUAACCAUAAUGUCAAUGAGGCUCAGAUGAGACAACUAAGAAAUGAAGUGAUGGAAAUGAAAAAACAAAAAGUUAAGAUUAUUGCAAAAAUGAAAGAAGAAACACAAAAACAUAGAGAAGCAGAGAUCAGACAAAAUAAGAAGAUUUCGCAACUUUCUAAACAAGACCGACAAAAGGCUAUUAAAAUCAAGACUCUUGAAGUUGAAAGCAAUCGAAUGAAGAAUCUAUUAAAACGAAAGGAUGAGGAAUGUAUUGCUUUAAAGAGAAGAGUAAAUCCAAUGAGUGAUAGAGUGGCCGGUCGUAUAGCAAAUAGUAGAAGAGGUCGAAAUCUGCCGUAUUCUCCAGUGGCGGCAAAGAUGAAGUGGCAAAGAUUGGAGUCUGAAAUUAAUAAAAUUUCUUUAAGUAAAUCAAGUGUUUCCGUCCACGAAAAAGCUAUGGAAAGAUAUAUUAAUCAGAGACAGCAAUUGAGUCGUUCAUUGGAUAAAGCAAACAGAAAAUAUGAGUCAGCCCUAAGAACAGGUAAACACGAAAAUGAAAUUCGCGUUCUUCAAGAAGAAAUAGAAACCAUUGAAGCAAAUCUUAAAUAUAUUAAUGAAAAUAUUGAUGACAUGCAGUCAACUAUAGUUCAGAUUGAAGACGCAGAGGGAGACUUAGGAGAUAUUCAACAAUAUAUUCAAUAUCUAAAUAUCGAUGAAAUGAAAUAUAUGUUUAAUAAGGUAUUUGCGAUGGCUAUCAAUCAAUCUAUGUUAGCGACUCAAAAGGAAGAAGAGAAAAAAGAGUUAGAAAUGAAGUAUAAACAGAUAGCCGAUAGCAGUCUUAUUCAGGAACAACUUCUUCACCAUGUUUUGGAUAAUACUUUCAUAGAUAAUGCAAACAAUCAAGUGGUCGAAGAUAAUAAUAAAUUAGAUGAAGAUAUAGACAAUCAAAUGCCAAUUCCAUAUGAAUUUGAACAUCACUUUAAGAUUCCGUCGAGUCCUCAACCGGUCAGAACAAGUACGCCAUCGAAGGAGAAGUUUCGUCGCAUCACUCGUACACCCAUAGAAUUAUUGGGAGAUCCGUGUAAUACAACUGUUUUGGAUCAUAAAAAUAAUUGUAAUAAUGAUGUCAUGACUCAGAGCUUAAUUGCGCCAAAUAUUAUAACAGAGGAGACAGAACUGCCCCGUAUUCCCAGUGCUCCCUCUCUAAAGGAUUGCCUAUUCUAUCCCCCAAAACUUGAAAUAUUUUAUACUCCAACUUUCAAACGUAAAACAUAUGAACGUUUACCGAUACUUAAUGACCCGACUCGGAGGUUAAGAACCACAACGUUGUCCUCCUCAGGAAAUUCUCUCUCUUCUCAACCGCUCACUUAUGUCUGCAGACAGCUGUCCACGGAAUUGAGUAACGAAUCGACAACACCUCCCGCAUCCCCUUCAGUCCAGAGAAGAAAUCGUGACGCCAUUGAAAAUGUCUUUUCCAGACUAACUAAUGGUACCAUAACUAACAAUCAAAUCAAUAUCGAUAGAGCUGGAAAUAUAGUACCCUUUACGGGUAGAAGUGAUAAAAGUGCACCACUUAUAUGCACACAUACUGCCGAAGGACAUACGAGACCAGUGCUUAGUGUUGUCGCUACAAAUGAUGUCCUCUUUAGUGGCUCUAAAGACUGUUCCUUAAAAGUAUGGGAUCUACAGACAGGUCAGGAAAUCCUAUCGAUCAACGAUCACCCGGACUCAGUCCAAGUGGUUCGCUAUAAUGAAUAUAAUAGACUUGCAUUUUCUGCUUCAAAGUCGUUCAUUAAAGUAUGGGAUCCUAGAGAUAGUCCGGCGCGUUGUAUCAAAACACUAAAUUCCUCAGGUCUUGUUAGUCAAAAUGUUUCGGCUAAUCUCAACGCAACCAAACUUGAAUUAGCACCGGGAGAAGCACCUAUCCUUGACGUUCAAUUAAGUACUUAUGGAACGACAUUAUUUAGUACCUGUUCCCGAAUAGUCAGGGUUUGGGAUCUCAGAAUGUUUCAUUGUAUUGGAAAAUUAAAUACUGGACAUAAAGCAGACAUUAUGUGUAUGGCUGUUGAAGAGGCAGGUGUUGACAACAAUUUAGUGAUAACGGGAUCUAAAGAUCAUUAUAUAAAAGUUUUUGAAAUGCAAGAAGGCGUCGGAGGCAUACAUAACCCUAAGAUGAGUCUAAAGCCACCACAUUAUGAUGGCAUUGAAGCACUCAAAAUAUGCGGUGAUUUCUUAUUCUCGGGAAGUCGUGACGCGUGUAUCAAAAAAUGGGAUCUUCAAAGUCAACGAUUAGUCCACUCUCUUAAUAAUUGUCAUAAAGAUUGGGUGCUAUCGUUGAAUACAAUGCCUAAUAGCAAUAUAUUGCUCAGCGGAUGCAGAAGUGGUCAGCUAAAGAUCUGGUCAACAGAGAACUGCCAUAAUAUUAGUGAAUUGAAGGCACACUCCAAUGCUAUCAAUUCGAUUGACACCAAUUCAAGUCUUGUGUUCACCGCUUCAUCCGAUAAUACAAUAAAUUUAUGGCGUUGGAGGUCUAACUAUGACCCCUCACCUGAAUAUAUCGAUUGCCUCAAUGAGUGAUAAUUAAAAUAUCAAAAUAUAUUUAUAUUAUUUGUUUU
This is a messenger RNA of Oppia nitens, 5068 nucleotides long. RefSeq names its product kinesin-like protein KIF21A. Gene Ontology annotation, biological process: mitotic spindle organization; microtubule-based movement. The coding region runs from base 315 to 5030 and encodes 1571 amino acids. Gene Ontology annotation, molecular function: microtubule binding; microtubule motor activity; ATP binding. NCBI's taxonomy places the organism in Eukaryota, Metazoa, Arthropoda, Arachnida, Sarcoptiformes, Oppiidae. The record is from RefSeq and is a predicted model, not a curated record. The transcript has 11 exons.